AUCCAGCUCAACGUUCAGCACACACUCGCGUCUGCAAAGCAAAACAAAUCCCAAAAACCAACUCCAUUCACAAUGGCAUUCUUCAAAUCCCUGAUCUGCCUGGCCGUCCUGAGCGCCGCCUCCGCCGGAGUCCUCCACGGACAUGGUGCUGGUCUCUACGCUGCCGCCCCGGCCAUCUAUGCCGGUCAUGGCCACCACGACGAGGGAAUCGAUUACCAUGCCUACCCCAAGUACCACUACAACUACGGAGUGGCUGACUCCCACACCGGAGAUGUGAAGUCCCAGCAUGAGGUGCGUGAUGGUGAUGUUGUGAAGGGAUCCUACUCCCUGGUGGAGCCCGAUGGUUCGGUGCGCACCGUGGAGUACACCGCCGAUGACCACAACGGAUUCAACGCCGUGGUCCACAAGACCGGCCCCACUGUCCACCAUGCUGCUCCCGCCGUGGUUGCCCAUGCCGCUCCCGCCGUUGUGGCCCAUGCUGCUCCCCAGGUGGCCUAUGCCCCAGCCAUUGCCCACCAUGUGGCCGCUGCUCCUGCCGUUCCCUACGCCGGAUCCCUGGCGCAUCAUGCCGCCGUGCCCGCCUACGGAUAUGCCACCCACAACGCCCACGCGCAUGUUGCCCACUACUAAGGUGAUAGGACAAGCUGCAAAAUGCACCACCUGAAGCACUACAUGCACCACCACCAACACCACUCUUCUGUAAUUUAUUAAGCACGUUGACGACCUCACAAAAAACGGAUGAUUGAUCCACUGACGAAGCCUGCUAUAAUACUCAGUAUCCCAGUCAUGUCCAUCGCCUGCACGGGGAUUCCCCUAUCCCCGGCAGCAUCUAUCUCCCUCGAACACACACACAUUGCCGUCUCUGUCUCAGCUUUCGCGCAAUUCUCUCUUUUGUUUGUUAUCCAAACUUCUCUUUUAUUGUAAAUAACGAAGAAAUCGAGUGAAGAACAAACGCCCAUCAUGCCACACGCCCACGAAGAAGAACCAACCUGAAAAAGAUGAAGAAAAACGAACAAAACAAAAAAAUAAUAAAAAAACACACAUGUAUUAUAAUAAUUUUGUGUAUACUUUAAGUUUGAAGCUGAAACUGCUGACAAUGCUAUAAAUACAAAAUGUAGAGAAUUACAAAAAUUCAAA
This is a messenger RNA of Drosophila eugracilis, 1137 nucleotides long. It is a transcript of the gene Cpr62Bc, whose product is annotated as cuticle protein 7. NCBI's taxonomy places the organism in Eukaryota, Metazoa, Arthropoda, Insecta, Diptera, Drosophilidae. The record is from RefSeq and is a predicted model, not a curated record. Gene Ontology annotation, cellular component: extracellular matrix. The transcript is spliced from 3 exons. Bases 73 to 630 code for a protein of 185 amino acids.